Ctenocephalides felis (cat flea) is the source of this 1976-nucleotide messenger RNA. Its product is annotated as probable cytochrome P450 6a14. Lineage: Eukaryota; Metazoa; Arthropoda; Insecta; Siphonaptera; Pulicidae. Bases 389 to 1927 code for a protein of 512 amino acids. Gene Ontology annotation, molecular function: oxidoreductase activity, acting on paired donors, with incorporation or reduction of molecular oxygen; monooxygenase activity; iron ion binding. The record is from RefSeq and is a predicted model, not a curated record. The transcript has 2 exons.
GGAAACUUUCUUUAAUUGAGUUUAUUAUGUUGUCAAAUCAGAACAUAAAUACGUGGAACAAAAAUUUGUUCCAAAAAUUUUAAGAAUUUUUUAGUGUGUUCACCGUGAUUUGUGAUAUUUGAAAUAUUAUAUUUGUUUCAUAUUGCAUGCUGUAAUUUUGUCUGAUUAGUAUCUGCAAGUCAUGCAUAUCGAUUAUUUGACACGUCACAGUUGUUCGUUAUCUUACAUGGAAAUUAGUGUUCAUGUGUGUUAGGUACAUUUUUAUUGAAUCAGUAUUAGCCGGACGCUCAACAAGUCAUGAUGAAUUUAACGUUAUUAUAUAAUAAAAAUAAACAAGGUUAAAUAAAACCGUUUGUAAUACAAACAAUUAAAAUUUCAAAAAUUUAUUAUGAGUGGGUGUAAUUGUGUAAGUUGGUGGCUUGCCGCUACCGCUUUAGUUGUCGGAUUUUUGUACUGGAAACUAAAACAAGCCUUCACGUUUUGGGAAUCUAGAAACAUACCCUGCGAAAAACCAACAUUUAUUGUUGGCAAUUUCGGUGAUGUGUUUCGUGGUAAAAUUUCAAUAGGAAAUGCUGUAAAGAAAAUAUACAAUGAGUUUAAAACCAAAGGACCUUACGCGGGAUUUUACAUGAUGUUUACACCUAGACUGAUUGUGCUAGAUCCUGAAGCAAUAAAAAAUAUAUUGGUUAAAGAUUUUCAAUAUUUCCAAAACCAUGGAAUGUUUUACAAUGAAAAAGAUGAUCCCCUAUCAGCUCAUUUGUUCGCUAUAGAAGGUGAAAAAUGGAAGAGAUUGCGUGUGAAAUUAUCCCCAACGUUCACAUCAGGAAAAAUGAAAAUGAUGUACGGAACUAUGAUCGAAAGUGCAGAUGAAUUAAAAGAAUACAUGCAGGAAACAGUAGCUAAGAAUCCAGACCUUGAAGUUAAAGAUAUUUUAGCCAGAUUUACCACGGACAUUAUUGGUUCUUGCGCCCUGGGAAUCCAAUGUAAUACUUUGAAAAAUCCAGAUGCUGAAUUUAGAGAAAUUGGUAAAAGAAUGUUCAGAGGUAGUUUAUGGUUGACAAUCAAGCGCGUAUUUAGUGCUGCAAAUCAAAACCUAGCACGUAAAUUAGGAGUUGCAUUCAUAGACCCUAUCGUGAGCAAGUUUUUCUUUAAAACAAUUAGUGAAACCAUGAAAUAUCGAGAAGAAAAUAAUAUUAAACGUAAUGACUUUUUACAACUCCUGAUGCAACUAAAAAGUAAAGGAUGCUUAGAUGACCACGAGGAAGGAGAAAUUGUAGACGACAAAACUGCGUUGACGUUAAACGAAGUUGCUGCACAAGCUUUUGUAUUCUUUGUUGGAGGUUUCGAAACGUCUUCAACUACCAUGAGUUUUUGUUUAUAUGAAUUAGCUAUAAAUCCAGAAAUUCAGAAAAAAUGUAGAGAAGAAAUCAAUAAAGUUUUGGACAAACAUGAUGGGAAACUGACAUAUGAGUGCAUACUUCAGAUGGAGUAUUUGGACAGAGUUAUCUACGAAACUAUGCGUAAAUAUCCUAUACUACCCGUGCUAAAUCGCGAAUGCAACAAAGACUAUACUCUUCCGGGAACAACCACAUGGAUACCAAAGGGAACAGGUGUAUUCAUUCCUGUAAGCGGUUUGCAUCACGAUCCAGAAAUUUACCCAGAUCCAGAAAAAUUCGACCCUGAUAGAUUCACAGAAGAAGCAAAAAGUUCACGUCACCAUUUCACUUAUUUGCCUUUUGGGGAAGGACCAAGAAUUUGCAUCGGAAUGAGAUUUGGUAUGAUGCAAACUAGAUUGGGACUGAUAACUAUAAUUAGGAAUUAUAAAAUUGAACGAAGUGAGCAGACUCCGAUACCUCUUGUGAUAAAUCCGCAAUCGUUCCUUACAGCAUCGGUUGGUGGAAUACAUUUGAAAUUUGAGCCUUUAUAAUAUAAUUUAUAAUAUAUACUUAAGUAUUAAGCUACUUAAUUUAUAAUAA